This is a messenger RNA of Stereum hirsutum FP-91666 SS1, 2552 nucleotides long. RefSeq lists its product as uncharacterized. Gene Ontology annotation, biological process: protein polyubiquitination. Gene Ontology annotation, molecular function: ubiquitin protein ligase activity; metal ion binding. Lineage: Eukaryota; Fungi; Basidiomycota; Agaricomycetes; Russulales; Stereaceae. The record is from RefSeq and is a predicted model, not a curated record. The coding region runs from base 42 to 2162 and encodes 706 amino acids. The transcript has 6 exons.
ACGACAUGUCCUGAACGGCUCCCUUAUUUCGUUUCUGAUCUAUGGAGCGACCAUCAACCUCGAAGCCGAGAGGCAUUUGUAAAUACUAUCAGACCAAGUGGGGAUGCCUGCAAGGGAGCAAGUGCAAGUUUCUGCAUGGAGAGGAGCAGAAGAUUACCCCUUACGACGAGAGAAAGACCUGUAGGUUUUUCGCCCAAGGUUAUUGCAAACGUGGCGCAAGCUGCUGGUUCAAACAUGUCUAUCCUGAUACCGCUGCCGCCACCGAGCUCGCCGAAGUGGCCCCUCGUCCGCCAUCUCCUGAAGAGCCCUUGGCCUGUAGCAUCUGUCUCGAACCACCCGUGACGUUUGGCUUGCUUACCAAUUGCAGCCAUAUAUUCUGUAUCGAGGCGAGCGAGACGCUUCUUUCGUUCCUGAGCUUCUAUCUGAUCAGCCCUUUUGUUCAGUGUCUACGAAAAUGGCGAGACCCAAAGGACAAGGGCGGAGAUAUUAUAGGAUCCCGUGUCAACAAGAAAUGUCCCUACUGUCGCACUUACUCCAGGUUGAUCAUACCCUCUAGUCAUUAUUAUCCGGAUGGACAUCAGGGUAAAGCAGAGACGCUGGAGAAGUACAAGGGUAGCCUUGCCCGCGUGCAUUGCAAGUACUUCAAGCACUCGAAACCGACUGAUCGUUGCUGUCCCUUCGGAAAGGAUUGUUAUUACAAGCACGAGAAUGAGGACGGUACACCAUAUGUGUUCGAAGAGGGUGUUGAGUACUGGAUGAACAAAUGGCACCGUCGUCGCCUGCACUACCCAAGCCACGUGCCAGACGAACGCAUCACCCGCCUUGCUCUGAAUUAUUUUCUUGAUAAUUCUUUUAACGAUGUCAACCGCUACGUGGACGAUAUUCGCGAACUGCUCGCUCGCAUCCCCGAUCUUGCCAAUGACGGGCCCCAGGCAGGAACUAGUGGAGCUCGAAAUGAAGAUGGUCCUGCUCCUGGGUUGCGCGAACUGAGCAAUCAGCUUAUGGCUCAUGUCACCGCGAACCUCAAUGCUGUCUUCGCUCGCCCCGCCGGUGAAGCGCCAGUUCCCAAUGCCAACAAUCCCUCAGGACCUGGUCCGAAUAUACCACUCGGCAGUUGGCCUACUACCGCUACUGAUCCACGUCUUCCCGGCAACUCUACUCACCGACGUCGCCCACCACGUUCCGGAUCUCCUGUCCCAUCUGAUGUGGGGUCUAUGCCCGAAUUGGAGACGGUGUCAGAUUCAAGUGCGGACGAGGAAGAGGACGGUGAGCCCGAAGGUCGCUUCUGGGGAGAUGACGACGAUCCACCAUGGUCUUCCGAGGAUGAAGAGGAUGAGCAUGAAGGUCCGAGCGGCGGGAUGACAAGAGUAGAGCUGGGGAGAAUUGUCGAAGCUAUCCAGAAUCUGACCUUGGGAGACUCAGACGGUGUAGACGGUGAGGAACCGGAGUUACACUUCAUGGAGCACGACAGUACAGACCCUGGGCAGGGUUUUCAUGAGCCGCCUCCGCCUUCGUCGGCGUUUAACUCGGAAGAGGACGAGGAGGCGGUGCCGAAUGAAUUCCUCACUGCGCUUGCGACUAUGUCGGGCAUGAUAGGGUCUGGGUCGGAAACAGAGCAUGUUGGUGGUGAGGGAAGUGCAGAGGAGGGAGCGCCACCUCUGGAGCCUUCACCUCCAGUAUCAUUUCCCCCCGCUGAGAUGGUUUCUCUUGCCCAACCUUCGAACUCCGCGACUACGCCUUAUAUCGAUAUCCCUUCCACUUCAUCACACAUUCUACCAGUCGACAGCGAUGCUGCAGCUGCCAUCUGUCCAUCUUCCGAUACACUACCAAGUUUGACACAGUCAUUACCCUCCCCUUCCACCACAGGCCCCGAGUCCGCCACCGCCACGCCCACCCCUGAGCCACCGGCGGAGGCGGGAGCAUGGGCCUGCGCUCAACCAAGCACAGGUCCACCUCCUGACCCUCCUUUCAUGACGGACGGACGGGGUCGUGUCGUCUGGAGUAGAGCAGGCUCAAAGUCUGGCCCUUCAUCGCCCGCGGCUCCCUCUUCACCAAGUCAUGGGCGUGGGAGCACGAGGACGGUGACGGCGCUGCAUGGAACAAGAAGGCUCACGGAGUGUCCGGAGGGAGAAACGGGUGUAGGAGAGCGGAUGGUGGAGUGAGUAUUGAGGGCGGUACAGAGGGCUCGGUCUUCAGGGUGAUCGUAGUGUUAUUGUUUUGCUUUAAAUCGUUGUCCGUUCAAAUUGUAUCAUGUGUAAUCAAAAUUAUGGUGUACAUUGUUAUAUGGCUGUUUUUUCCCGAUAUACGGCGAAUUGCAAGCUUGCACGACUGUGGCAUAGACUGCUGCGUGCUCUCGAUGGAAUGAUCAGAAAUCGGCGCAUACUACGGAUGGAGGAAUAGCGUAGACAAACACGAGAAACAACGGCGUACUUCUUAGCGAAAGCGGGUGAUAUACAUACAACACAGGCGAGAAAGAAGGGCAGAGGGCUAUUUAACGGUGUAGAGUACAUGUACAGGGUGAUCUCGAAUUAGACAGCGAGGAGCAGACACAA